AUGACGCCAUGUUGGGCAGCCCCAGCAUGGCCGCGGUUCGGGCGGCUCCGGUCGGCGCUGCGGGGCCCGGAGGCGCUGAUGGUGCCCGGCGGGAUCCACGGGGCGUUCGCCUCUCGUACGGGGCUGCUGCGGGCGCUGAGGGCUCCUCCAGCCUGCCCGCCCCUGCAUCUCUCCUCUCCCGGCUUUACCCGCCUCCCCGGGCCGUUACGCAGCGCGCUGCCGCCCUCGGGGCCCCGGAGCAGCGGCGCUUGCCUGGGAUGUGCCCGGUGUGAGGGGGCGGCGGUGCCACAGCGCCCUGCGGCAGCUCCGCAGACGGCAGAGGGACCAGACCCGGCCGAGGAGCUGCGCCGGGCCUUGGCGCGUGUUAGCGCCGGCCGGCCGUGCCCGGAGCCGGACUUCGCCGGGGGCUCGGGCUGCGCCUGCCCCUGGUCCGCCCCCGCCGGUGUUUCCAAGGAGACCUGGGCCGCCGUCUGCGCCGCGGAGCCGCCGCACAGCCAGGGCCGGCGAGAGGCUCGGCCGCCGGGGCAGAUCUGCAGCCCGCAGCUCGGUGCGCAGGACGCGGCGUGGCAGGGAGACCAGCUGUCCUCCCAGCUCUACAGAAACAAGCAGCUUCAAGAUACUUUGCUUCAGAAGGAAGAGGAACUUGCUAGGUUACAUGAAGAAAAUAAUAACCUCCGACAAUACCUGAAUUCUGCCCUGAUUAAGUGUUUAGAAGAAAAAGCCAAGAAACUACUGUCUGGCCAUGGGCAAAAAACCUGUGCUAUCCUCAAAAGUACCAAGAGGAGAUUAAAAGAGGAUCACUGCUUGGUUCCUCAAGAAACUCCUCAUGCGUCCAAAGCUAGAAGGAACCUCUUCAAUGAAUUCACUGCCUGUGAAGAGCAAGCCAGCCCUGCUGUGGACAGCUGGGUCUUGCAGACUUUAGGAUUAAAAGAUGUGAACACCAUUGAUGAAGCUUCAGCUAACUACAGUGCCCUGUCCCCAGACCUCAGAAAAGACACGUACUGCCUGAGCCCUGGGGGAGCAGCAGACUUUGAGCACGGGGAAGGAGCAGCAGCAUUGUUUAGCUGCAGCCAUGUGCCUCCAGCCAGCAGCAGCACCCAUCCCUGCAGCGAGGAUUCUCCCUUCCUGCCUCAAUUUUCUUCAGCACCGUGCAUCUCCUCAGCAGUGCCAAGUGUUUCCUCCCUCCCAGCCUAUGGGUUGCCUUAUUUGACUGGUGGUUUGUCACCCAACAAGACAGAAGUGGCCUUCACAACGUCCCUGAGUCCCCACCGCAACGUGAGAACACACAGCUUCCACCAAGGACAGGCCUUUGUGCGCAGGGACGACGAUGGGGGAUGGAGAUUCACCUGGGUGCCCAAGCAGGCUGAAUGAUGCACCUGCAGCAAGGGUCAGCCAGAGGGGAUGUAGGAGUCACACUUUACCUUGUGCAUGAGACGAGUUCAGGCAGAAAAAAGGACCCCUUUUGCGUUUUUCUGUCACUAACCCACUCCUCAUUCCCUCACAGAUUUUCGCAGGUGUGACUCUAGAUUGCACUUGGACAAUUUUCUGCCCCAGAUGUUCAAACUGGAUUCCUUUCUCUUGUGCCUGUGUUGAGAUACCUGCUUUUACUUGAUUCCUGGGGUUUUGUCGUCUGCUCUUCCUUGUUACUGGUAGUUUCCAGGCUGGAGGGCUUUCACCUUUAAUGAUCACUUUCACGUGCACCAAACUGGAAACCACUUUGAGAAUACACCUCUCUCACUUUGGAAAUAGCACAUCUCUCACAGAUAUCCAGAGAUAACAAAGGAGGCAUAGGAUGGAGGCUGAGGAUCAGCAGUUUGAGUGAUUUAUGUCUCUCUUGAUUACACGGAUUGCCUUGGAUUUAACAAGUACCCGUGCUUGC
Molecule: messenger RNA, 1879 nt
Organism: Hirundo rustica (Barn swallow)
Lineage: Eukaryota; Metazoa; Chordata; Aves; Passeriformes; Hirundinidae
Gene: GMNC
Product: geminin coiled-coil domain containing
Exons: 5
Coding region: 1-1371 (456 amino acids)
Biological process (GO): negative regulation of cell cycle; negative regulation of DNA replication
Cellular component (GO): nucleus
Source: RefSeq, a predicted model, not a curated record